Messenger RNA from Cannabis sativa, 1042 nucleotides. RefSeq lists its product as uncharacterized. The record is from RefSeq and is a predicted model, not a curated record. Lineage: Eukaryota; Viridiplantae; Streptophyta; Magnoliopsida; Rosales; Cannabaceae. The transcript has a single exon. The coding region runs from base 1 to 864 and encodes 287 amino acids.
AUGUUGGAACAAAACGAUAAUAAUGAUAAUGACGAAGAAGAAGAAGACAUAAGCCAAUUAUUCACAAUGCUUUUAUCAGAUUCAGGAGACGAAAAUGGCGAUACCAAGACAAAGGUGGGUCACUCUACUCCAGGACAGCCUAAGCUGGACCACCACUACAUCACCUCCAUUAACACAACCUUGCUCACCAGACAACUCCCAUCUCAGGGCUUGUCCUUCCAGCUCUGGCCAGCAGCCACAACGCUUGUCACACUCCUCGACGACCACCGCCGUAACCCUAACAAGAGCCCACUCUCCCCAGCCCUACGAUCGCGCUCAUCCGACGGCCCAGAUCUCCCCCCUCUCACAAUCCUCGAGCUCGGUUCGGGAACCGGUUUGUUGGGGAUCGCCGCGGCUGUGACGCUCGGUGCUAAUGUAACGGUGACUGACCUCCCACACGUUAUCCCCAAUCUUCAAUUCAAUGUAGACGCAAACGCAGAAGCUUUGGCCGUUAACGGUGGGACCGUUAAGGUUGCGUCGUUGAGUUGGGGUGAGGCUGGUGACGUGGAGCUGAUUGGGCGAGAGUUUGAUGUUAUUAUAGGAUCGGAUGUAGUGUAUCAUGAUCACCUGUAUGAACCUUUGUUACAAACACUUUACUUCCUUUUGGGUGGUCGGGGGAAAACGACGUCGUUUGUUAUGGCUCACUUAAGGAGGUGGAAGAAGGAGUCUUCUUUUUUCAAGAAGGCUAAGAAGGUUUUUGAUAUGGAGGUUUUGUAUGAGGAUACUCCUUGUAAUGGGUCAAGGCUUGGAGUUGUCGUUUAUCGUUUUACAGGGAAGGAAAAAUGGAAUUUGAAUGUCGUUUCGGCUACUAACAAAGCAGGUUGAUUUUUGGUUUAAACUGAAAGAAAGAGAAAGAAAAAUGUGACAAUCUUUCGACUCAGUUUCUUUGUCUUAAUUCGAAAUUAAAAGAAAGAAAAAAUGAAUUUACGUAACUGUUUAAACUCGGCUUAAGUUGCCCAAAAGCUCCAAUUAAAUACAAGAAAAUUUCCAACUUUUUGAUUCA